UCUCACGCCAAACACACAUUCUACCCUCAGACCGACUUAAAGCGGGAGUCGGAGAGAACUCUCCCGCACAAAACGCACGCUCCGUUCGUGUUCAUGUGCUCUUUGAAUCAAUAAUCGCCGGUAAUAGUACGGUGAACUGGAAAUGACAGUGUUUGGAAACGCCGGCGCUGGAUUCAUCAUCGGGAAACAGGUGUUUCCGGUGGACUACGAGGCGAGGGUGUCGCAGCUGCUGGUUGAGAGCUCGCAUAUCAACGAUAUGAAGGCGGCGUGUGAGUGUCUCGACGAUCCUUUCGUGGACGUGAAUUUCAUCGGAACGGUGAGCUGCAAGUCCAGAAAGGCCGAAGUCGUGUUGCGAGAUGAGUCGGCUCAUGAAGUUCGCGUGGAUUACGAGGAGUUCAAGACGGAUAUCACGGCGCUGUUUCUCUCUGCUCAUAACGGAAACUUGACACUUGUCAGGAAGUUACUGAAUGUGGGAGCCAAUGUAAACCAGAAACUUUUUCGAGGUUAUGCCACAACAGCAGCAGUGAGGGAAGGACAUUUGGAGAUAUUAGAGCUAUUUAUCAAAGCAGGCGCAUGUCAAGGAGCUUGUGAGGAAGCGUUGUUGGAGGCCAGCUAUCUGGGGCAGGCAAGGUCUGCAGAGCUGCUAAUGGGGUCUGACUUGGUCCGAUCGCAAGUUGCGGUGCAUGCUCUUGUUUCUGCUUGCUGUAGGGGGUUUGUUGACGUGGUGAACACACUCAUCAAGUGUGAAGUAGAUGUGAAUGCAAUUGACCGGACGCUGCUUCAGUCUUCCAUGCCUUCACUGCACACAAAUUUCGACUGUAACGCACUUGCUGCUGCAGUUGUUAGCAGGCAGACCCCUGUUGUUCGGUUGCUCUUGCAAGCUAAUGCUAGGAUGGAUAUCAAGGUAAGGCUGGGAGCGUGGUACUGGGACAUGGAGACAGGAGAAGAAUUCCGGGUUGGUGCUGGACUAGCUGAGGCUUACUCUGUUGCCUGGUGUGCUGUGGAGUAUUUUGAAGCCAGUGGUGCUAUAUUACGCAUGCUCCUCCGGCACAUUUCCCCGAACAACCUUCACUAUGGAAGGACUCUCAUCCACCAUGCCAUCCUAUGCAACAAUCCAAGAGCAGUAGAUGUGCUGUUUGAUUGUGGUGCAGAUAUAGAAUUUCCCGUGAAAACGUCUUCAAAAAAUGAGUUGCGUCCUAUUCAUUUAGCUACGCGUCUUGGUUUACCCAAAGUCCUUGAGCGGCUCGUACUUGCUGGGUGCAAUCUUAACAACCAAACGAAUUUUGGAGAAACUGCAGUAAUGAUAUGUGCUAAAUACAAGCAGGAGGAAUGCCUUAAGAUUUUGGCAUCAGCUGGUGCUGACUUCGGUCUUGUCAAAUCAGAUGGCCAGUGUGCUAACUCAAUAGCAAAAUCAACUGGGUGGGCUCUUGGCUUCCAGCAAGCUGUGCUGGAUGUAAUUCGAGGAGGGAAAAGGAUUAAAUCCAGCAAUUCCUCAAUAUUUUCCCCUCUGAUUUUUGUGACUCAAGCAAAUGAUUUCCAGGCCUUGAAAAGACUGGUUGAGCAGGCAGAUGUUAAUAUUGACGAACAGGAUGGUGAUGGAUUUUCUGCUGCCAUGAUAGCUGCAGCUGGUGGUCAUGUAGAGGUUUUCAGGUUGCUUCUUUAUGCUGGGGCUAAUGUUAAGUUGCAAAACAAGCAUGGCGAGACAGCAAUGAGUUUAUCAGAGUUGAACCAUUAUGACGAAGUACUUGAAAAGGUGUUUCUUGACUACUCACUUGAAGAGGGAAGCAAUGCUUCUGCUGGGUUUUAUGCUUUACACCGUGCAGCUCGUCGUGGAGACAUAGACUUGGUGUGCAUGUUAACUAGGAGGGGUUAUGAUGUUAAUAACUUCGAUGGUGAUGGUUAUACCCCACUCAUGUUAGCUGCGAGAGGAGGUCAUGGUAGAGUGUGUCAGCAUUUGAUCUCAUGUGGAGCAAAAUGUGAGGUUGAGAAUUCAAGAAAAGAGACAGCACUCUUGCUUGCAAGGAAAAACAGCUAUGGAAAUGAUGCCGAGAGGGUAAUAUUAGAUGUACUUGCUCGAAACCUUGUCUUGGGUGGUGGUCGUGUCAAGAAGCACACGAAACGUGGUAAAGGAUCUCCCCAUGGUAAAGUAAUAACAAUGGUGGGGGAUAUUGGCGUUUUGAGAUGGGGAAAGUCCAAGAAAAGAAAUGUAAUUUGUAGAUAUGCUGAGGUUGGGCCUAGUGAUAAGUUUCGGUGGAAUCGUCGAAGAAAGUUUGAUGUCCAAGAGCCAGGAAUGUUCCAUGUAGUAACUACAAAGAACAAGGAAGUGCAUUUUGUAUGUGAGGGUGGGAUUGAGAUGGCCCUGUUGUGGGUUAGAGGGAUUAAGCUUGUAACAAGGGAGGCAUUUUUCGGCAACAAAUAAGAUGCUGAUUUAUUGUAUGAGAAAGUGUGUGGAAAUCGUUAUUCCUUGUAUUUUUGUCGCAAUAUGCAAAAAAAUUUUAAAUCUCCAAACGUUGAGAAUUAUGAGUUCCAGUUUUUUUUU
This is a messenger RNA of Tripterygium wilfordii, 2539 nucleotides long. RefSeq names its product ankyrin-3-like. Bases 143 to 2419 code for a protein of 758 amino acids. The transcript has 4 exons. The record is from RefSeq and is a predicted model, not a curated record. Gene Ontology annotation, molecular function: protein binding. NCBI's taxonomy places the organism in Eukaryota, Viridiplantae, Streptophyta, Magnoliopsida, Celastrales, Celastraceae.